AUGGCUACGGCUUCGUCAUCCACCACCAUCUUUGGCGUCAGAGAGGGAGAGCUUUCAGAUCAGAUGAACCAGCAGAAGUUGUCCUCUGCCACUCCUCCCGCAGCUGCUGCUCCGUCAUCUGCCGCCCCACAGAAGAGGAGGAGGAACCAACCAGGAACACCAAGUACGGUAUCUACACACCCAGACGCAUGCAUAGCAGUCUCUUAGCAACCAUCUUUCGGAUACUUUGCUCCAUGGAAAGAAAUAAGUUCACGAAGGUGAAUCAUAGUCGUCCAAUUCUAGAUGAUUUCAUGCGGUCUCAACCUCAUAAAACCCUAGUCGCGGAUAUCAGAAAGAUCCCUCCCGUUCUUGAAUGAGAGUCUAAAUUCGGGGACUCUCUCUCUCUCUCUCUUUCUCUCUCUCUACGCUUUGUCAUAUGAUUUACAUCAUUGAUUGGCUUCAGUGAAACGAGUUUUUCUAGCACACGAAAACAAAAUCUCUCUUUUUUACCUUCCCUUGUCUUCCGAAACUUCCGAUUCACUGCUAAACCCAUUUCUCCCUCCUUCAUGAAGACUUCAUGACGGUCUCCUCCUCUUCCCCUACAAACGUUCCAUCUCAGUGUCCAGCUAUACACGAUAGACGGAUCGGCUGCUUUCCCCAUCUGACCCAGACGCAAUGCCUUCUAUUCAGAACACAGCCUCAGCUUCGACAGACAUCGGGAUGAUCUAAUAUACUUGUUUGGAAUAAAGAUAUUACACGUCUAGACAAUAAUUUCUUUAAUGGCUAAAUCCUUGGCCAUGACUUCAAUUUUCUGGUGCGUCGUUAAUGGUUUAUAAGAGAGUGCUGCCUGCGUUACAGAUCCGGACGCGGAGGUGAUAGCUCUGUCCCCCAAGACCCUAAUGGCGACGAACCGGUUCAUCUGCGAGGUCUGCAACAAGGGAUUCCAGAGAGAUCAAAACCUGCGGCUGCACAGGAGGGGGCACAACCUGCCGUGGAGCCUGCGGCAGAAGGGCACCAGUGAGGUGAAGCAGCGGGUCUACCUCUGCCCGGAGCCCACCUGCGUUCACCACGACCCCUCUCGUGCACUCGGCGACCUCACCGGAAUCAAGAAGCAUUACUUCCGGAAGCACGGCGAGAAGAAGUGGAAGUGCGAGAAGUGCUCCAAGCGCUACGCCGUCCUCUCGGAUCUGAAGGCCCACUCGAAAACCUGCGGAACCCGCGAGUAUCGUUGUGGCUGCGGCACUGUCUUCUCUCGGUAAGACUCGGACUCCUCCCUUCUUCUGUAUUGACUUAAUUGACGAAAGGUGUCGUCCUUCCUCCUGCGUCUCCGGGGGGAUGGAUAGAAGAGGAAGGAAUGGUCGCCUUUGAAUGUGCGACGGCGAGACUGCUCCCACGUGAAUUUCCAAGUGGAAAAGUCACGUUUUGGAAGACGGGCAUUUGUAGAUAUUCUCAGAGAGAAAGAAUACUCCCUCUUUCUCUGUCUAUCCAUCUACGUCUUUCAUUUUUCUUUUCUUUGAGCUCUACUAGUUGAGCUUUCCCUUUUCUUGUUUCUACUCCUUGUUUUGCUUGGUAAACGAUGGUUUUUGAGAUCUUUUCUUUGAACAACGUUUUAUUCGCUAUCAUAAUAUCACUGCUAUGUUCUUCCUCUCUUAAGUUGAAUAAUCGAGUCUACUCGGGCGUCUUUGUAUUGAUGGAGUAAACGGUGUUUUAAAAGGCGAAAGUUUUCAGGCAAUUUCCGAGACCAAGGAUUCUCUCUCUCUCUGUCUUCUCUUUCGUAUAUAUUACAUGCAGGGUUUUCCCUUUCAUAGGUUCAGUAUCUGUGUCCACAGGCUGCUUCGUAUUGUAGUAAAUGAUGAUCAUACAGACUUGACUCAGAGAUGGAGAACACCAUUACUAAAGUAGCGGUCAUCUUUUUCAGCCUCGGAGUCAACGUCCAGCUUGCUCUUCUCCAAACUUCCCAAACCCUACCCUCUCCUCAUCUCUCUCCUUACCCUGUUCUCCUCACAUGCUGCCAUUUCGGAAAGGUUUCAGCAGUUUUGUCCUCUUCUAGGCACGACAGAGGUCGCCGGGAUGUCUGUGCCCUCUGCUUUUCCUGCAGGUCCUCCUUUCAUAACAACGUGUGGGUAGAGAUGCCAUCCUCUCUCUCUCUCUCUCUCUCUCUCUCUCUCUCUCUCUCUCUCUCUCUCUCUCUCUCUCUCUCUAUCUAUCUAUCUAUCUAUCUAUCUAUCUAUCUAUCUAUCUAUCUAUCUAUCUAUCUAUCUAUCUAUCUCUCUAUCUAUAUGUCUAUAUACCGAGUGAGACCUAUCAUGCGGCUUCUCUCUUCUUUAAUUGGAAAGAGUGCCAAAAAAAGGCUGACCCAUGGAGCAUUGCCCUCAGAUGGUUUGCAUGGUUUCAGCAAAUUCUUUCAUUCAAAAUAUUCGUUUCAUGUUUCCUGCAAAAGUUACCCGUCUGCAUUAACUGGGGAACAGUCCUAGAACUGGCUUCCUUCCUUCAUUGCCCCAGGCGAGGGUGAAUGAAUGAAGCUUCCUCUCUUGGUUUCCAUUCCGCCCGUCCCUCUCGCCUCCCUUUUCCUAUCUCUUUUCCGUGUUCUUCGCCACGAAGUCGAAAUAUCAGCUAUUGUACCAAGCCGUCUGAACUUCUUUUGAAGAAUUUCUUCUUCAAGAAGUUAAUUACCUAAUUACGAGGCUAAAUCUCGAUCUUAAUUUGAAUCUUGCUCAUUUUUUCCCGACUGUUUUUGUUGUCUUUGAAUCUAAUUCAUAUGCAUCAUCUAAACGUUUUGCAGGCGCGAUAGCUUCAUCACCCACCGGGCAUUCUGCGACGCUCUAGCCCAGGAGAGCGCCCACCUCUCCGUAAUUAAAAGCGAGAUAUACGGAAGCAACAACAGCAUGGGUCUUGGUCUAUCUCAGAUGACCUCUCAUAUCUGCCCUCAGAAAGAGCAGAAACAACCUGCAAGUGAUCUCCUUCGCUUCGGGGACACCCUCGGGGCGGGGGGCUUUCUUUCUUCAUCGAACCCUUCCUCUCUCCUCCCGCAUGACCAAGCCGGUGGCUCUUCUGCGCCGUUCUUCCCCGUUAGAACCAACCAUAACAACAGAGGUCUUCAGUUCCACCACUCCAUCCUCCCAGAGAAGCCCUUCCACGGCUUGGAGCAACUUCCAGAGCCUCAGUACAUCACCACCACUUCAACACCGUCGUCUUCCUCAGCCGCUGCCUCUUCUGCGUCUAGCAUGUUCAAUCUCAGCUUCUUCUCCCAUAGUAGAACCCAAAGCAGUGGCCAGAACUCUCAUCUACUGCAGACGUCCGAUCAUCGGGGACCUCUUUAUAGGGCCAUCCAACAGAGCAACUUCAUGCUGCCUCAGAUCUCCGAAACUGGAUUGUUUCAUAGCACAGACCAGACAGGUGCCACGGCGAGCAGCUCCGGGUCCUUGUUCAGAGGCAUGGAGGGCUCUUAUUCCUCCGGCAGUGUUCAUGACGCCCAUCUUCGAGACCUCAUGAACUCCCUGGCUAAUGGAAACGUUGGUGUAGAUCUCAUGGCCUGCGGCGGAGAACCUGAAGCCUUCAGGCGGGUUUGCAGCGGCGGUGGGCGCGUGGAAGAGGGAGGUCUAAUUGGAGGGGAUGAACCCAAGCUGCAGCAGGGCCUGCCGAUGGAGGGCAUCAGCGGAUCGGCAGGAUUCACGAGGGACUUUCUUGGAAUCGGGAGCAUGGUGAGAGACAUGAUCUCUCAAAGAGACCAGCAUGGCGGCAUAGAUUUUCUCCCCUUCGACUCUGAGCUGACGUCUGCGUCAUCUAGUAGGCCUUUCCCAGGCAGAGGUUGGGAGUGA
Spirodela intermedia is the source of this 3797-nucleotide messenger RNA. NCBI's taxonomy places the organism in Eukaryota, Viridiplantae, Streptophyta, Magnoliopsida, Alismatales, Araceae. The record is from the annotation of a GenBank genome assembly.